Molecule: messenger RNA, 2301 nt
Organism: Megalops cyprinoides (Indo-Pacific tarpon)
Lineage: Eukaryota; Metazoa; Chordata; Actinopteri; Elopiformes; Megalopidae
Product: rab-3A-interacting protein-like
Exons: 12
Coding region: 317-1666 (449 amino acids)
Biological process (GO): exocytosis
Cellular component (GO): Golgi to plasma membrane transport vesicle
Molecular function (GO): guanyl-nucleotide exchange factor activity
Source: RefSeq, a predicted model, not a curated record
CGCAUCUAGGAGCUUGCGCUUGAGCUCAAGACACCGACGGUCCUUUGAUCGUGCCUCCAUCGCCCACCUCUGUCCAUUCACUGAUAAGGCGAAAUAACCAGUGACAAGGCUGAAUAUUCAUUUCGACGUCCGCUUGUUCGUUUUUUUCGUGCUCUCAGAAGUCUGCUCUCAUUCAAAACAUCCGCCGCGAUAGUUGGAGAAAUGUGGAAGCCACUCAAGUGAUCUGCUGAAAUGCCCCCACAUUAGGGUUCCACCAGAUUUGCGCUUUUGGUUUGCCUUCUGCUUGACUCAUCGGAUGUUCUGAUUGUUAUGGGACAUGUAUGAUGAUUCCAAGGCUAUGGCCAGCGAACCUCUCGAAGGCUUCCAUGAAGUGAACCUGGCUUCACCCACGACCCCUGACCUGCACGGCCAGGUGGAGUCCCAUACGCCAAAGCACAGUGCCGCGCCCAGCGCCCACUACCGCCCGCCCGCCCUCAGCUCUGGCCCCUGCCUGCCCAAUGCCCUCCGGGCUGACCAGCUGCCCACCCAGCCUGUCUACUCCACCCCCAAGCGAUGUGCAGAAGAGCCCCACAAUGGCAGUGUCCCAGGGCUGGACAUCCAGCUCUCGGGCUGUUGCUCCAUCUCCUCAACAGGCUCCGCCCGACUUGGGGUGGAGCCUAUUAAGGGCGGGGUCCUGAGCAGCAAGGAAGGGGAGGAGUCUGACAGCCUGUGCCACCUCAGAAGCCCCACUGUGAUGGAAGUCAGAGAGAAAGGGUAUGAAAGGUUGAAGGAGGAGCUGGCCAAAGCGCAGCGGGAACUUAAAUUAAAAGAUGAAGAAUGUGAAAAGCUAUCUAAAGUAAGGGACCAGCUCGGGCAAGAACUGGAAGAGCUCACAGCUAGCCUGUUCGAGGAGGCUCACAAGAUGGUGCGAGAGGCCAACAUGAAGCAGGCAACCGCCGAGAAGCAGCUGAAGGAAGCCCUGGGGAAGAUUGACGUACUGCAGGCAGAGGUGGCCGCCCUGAAGAACCUGGUGUUGUCCACCUCCCCCACCUCCCCCUCGAAGGACCUCCCCCCAGGCCCCAAGGCCCCCUUCAAGAAGGGCCACGCCCGGAACAAGAGCACCAGCAGCGCCCCGCUGGGCAGCCAGCAGGAAUUCAGCGUCACGCAGUCUCUCGGCCGCGACUGCAAAGAGGUGGACCCGCUUCUCCUCAGUGAGUUCAAGGCCUGGAGAGAGGAUCCCACCCUGGAGAGGAGCUGCUCUUUCCUGGAGCGCAUCUACAGAGAGGACAUCUACCCCUGCCUGACCUUCUCAAAGAGUGAGCUUGGAGCAGCCAUCCUGGAGGCGGUGGAGAGGAACACGCUGAGCGUGGAGCCGGUUGGCUUCCAGCAGCUUCCUGUGGUCAAGGCUUCUGCUAUGGAGUGUGGGGGACCCAAAAAGUGUGCCCUCAGCGGCCAGACCAAAACCUGUAAGCACAGAAUCAAGUUGGGCGACUCCAGCAGCUAUUAUUAUGUGUCCCCCUUCUGCCGGUACCGGAUCACCUCAGUCUGCAACUUCUUCACCUACAUCCGCUACAUCCACCAAGGGCUGGUCAAGCAACAGGAUGCGGAACAGAUGUUUUGGGAGGUCAUGCAGCUGCGUAAGGAGAUGUCAUUCGCCAAGCUCGGAUACUACAAGGAGGAGCUGUGACCUGUGGGGCGGGAGGAAGGCGUGUCUUCAACUCUCAUAGGGCGAUGAGACGAGACAGACAGGGGAAUGCUCCAUUCGCCUCAAUCCCAACAGAUAGGCAGGCCCCACCUCCCUGCCCUCAUUCCUUUGCAUCUCAUUAUACAGGACACGCCCCACCUGUGUUUAAUGCCUUUGAGUGCUAGCAACUGGACUGUAGGCCCACCUGUUUCCAGUGUCCUUCAAUACACAUAUUCUCUUCUACUCAGAAAGAGGAGCGAAUGUGAACCUGCAGGUGACUAAAUCAAAAGAUACCGAGUAAGUUCUUAUUAGAAGAAAAAGGUUUGAUCCAGUUUAUGUCUGUGUUCUUUUUUAAGGACUCAAGGAAGAAACAAAGACCUGGAAAUGAUAAAAGUGGAAUGUUGUGAUUUCAAACCAUACCAAUAAAUUGUAUCUGGCUCUUUAGCUCUAAACCCAAACUGUAGUUAGCAGAACAUGGCAGUAAAGUUGUGUGUGUAUGUAUGAUAUGUGCUGUAUGUAUGUUUAAUCUGUGUACAUCUGUAGAGUUUUUUUUUUUUCUGCACUCCAGUCUUAAAGCUUCCCUCACUUUAUUUUAGUGCCUUUCUGGACUAUACUGAAUAAAACUGUAUACCUCUGGA